This is a messenger RNA of Xenopus tropicalis (tropical clawed frog), 10907 nucleotides long. It is a transcript of the gene dmxl1, whose product is annotated as Dmx-like 1. The coding region runs from base 215 to 7459 and encodes 2414 amino acids. The record is from RefSeq and is a predicted model, not a curated record. The transcript has 29 exons. Lineage: Eukaryota; Metazoa; Chordata; Amphibia; Anura; Pipidae.
CAAUCUCGCGAGAUGAGGCUUGUGACGUGAGAGUUGGCUGUACGGCAGGAGUCCGGGAGCUGAGCAGUAACUGCGUUGCGGGACGUUUAAGCAGUGUUCCGGGACUGCGGGCUGGGUUAAAAGAUCGUGGCUGUUGGGCGGUAUGUGGCUAUUGCUGGCUGCUGUGGAGUUGCGCUGACCCGGCCGGUGCUGGGCUCUAUGCAGCCGCUUCACAAUGAAUCUGCACCAGGUGCUGACAGGAGCCGUCAACCCGGGGGAUAACUGCUUCUCCGUGGGGAGCCUGCAGGAUCAGUCCAUCACGGCAUAUGCAUCUGGCUGUGAUAUUGUCAUUUUGGGAAGUGACUUUGAAAGAUUACAAGUUAUUCCUGGAGUUCAGCAUGGAAAUAUUUUGGUGGGAUGUGUGGAUUGUUCCAUGCAGCAAGCAAGGAUUGCAGCUUCAUAUGGAAAUGUGAUUUGCAUCUUUGAACCAGUCAAUCUUUUGCAACAGAAGACUUCACAAUCAGAUCAGAGUGUUCGAACUCAGUGGCAGAAGAGCGGACAGAUUGUGCUCGACUCCGUUGUCCAUAAUUUGACAUGGGACCCAACUGGUACUCGUCUACUAACUGGUUCUACCGGACUUCAGCUUUGGGGUAAUAUUACCUUAGAAAGGUUAUCUUGUGAUGACCAGCAAGAGAAGGCCAGUGUUGACCAUGCUGAGUGGAAUUGUAUCUGGCAAUGCAAAACUGCGUUUUCUGUUCAUUUAAUGAAGUUUUCCCCAGAUGGAGAAUUUUUUGCUACUGCUGGAAAGGACGACUGUCUGGUUAAAGUGUGGUAUAAUACUGAAAGCUGGCAUUCUGCUGUUACAUCUCCUGUUACAAGUCCUGACAAACAAGGGCAAGGUGAAGUAGAUUUCUCAUUUAUCUACCUUGCCCAUCCUCGAGCAGUAAAUGGAUUCUCAUGGAGAAAGACAAGUAAAUAUAUGCCAAGAGGCUCUGUUUGCAAUGUUCUUCUUACCUGCUGCAAGGACAAUGUAUGCCGCCUGUGGGCUGAAACCCUCUUGCCCAAUGACAGCCUUUUAUCUGGUGACGGCUUCAACUUAAUGGCAGAGCCUGACAGUGUAAACAAUAACUUUAAAAGAAACUCUUCUAGUAAAGAACGUGUACAGAGUGCACUGGAGUCAAAUUUAAAGCAUUUCAGGAGAGGUAGGAGUCGGUCUUUGGCUCUUGUAGCUCACACUGGGUAUCUUCCCCAUCAGCAGAAUGCUCAUAAUGGCCAUCGGAACACUCCUUUUCAUGGCAAUGCUCUUUGCCACUUUCAUAUAGCAGCCAGCAUCAAUCCAGCCACAGACAUCCCACUCCUGCCAUCUAUCACAUCUAUGAGUCUCAAUGAGACGGAAGAGAAAAGUGGACCUUUUGUUGUACACUGGCUAAAUAAUAAGGAGCUGCAUUUUUCUUUGUCAAUAGAAGUCUUUCUUCAGCAGCUCAGGAAAAACCUAGAGCAGCAAUCCUCAGAAGUCAGCACUGAUGAAGCCAACCAUGCAGAGGAGAACUCAGAUGAAGAGACAGAUGAAUUCUCUAGUGAAAAAAGAGAAGCAAACGGUGACAAAACAGUUUUGAAUUCACCAUUGAUACAAUUACCGGCAUCUGUCAUUGAUCAUGAAAUUGAAAUUUUGCUUUCUGAAUGGAAUAAGAAUGCAGAUAUGCUUUUUAGCAUCCAUCCUGUGGAUGGGUCAUUGCUGGUUUGGCAUGUUGAUUGGUUGGAUGAAUAUCAGCCUGGAAUGUUUCGUCAAGUACAGGUGUCUUUUUCUUGUAGAAUUCCUGUAGCGUUCCCUACUGGAGAUGCAAACUCACUGUGCAGAAGUAUUGUGAUGUAUGCCAGCACAAAAAAUGUAGACUUAGCCAUCCUGCAAGGCAAACAGAAACCCCCAGGCAUGGCACGUUCUACAUCUAUGCUAAUUUCUUCAGGCCAAAGUAAAUCCUCUAACAGUUUGAAACUUAGCAUUUUUACGCCAAAUGUUUUAAUGAUAUCAAAACAUGCUGAUGGGUCCCUGAACCAGUGGCAAGUCAGCUUUGCUGAGGAAUCUGCCUUUUCGACUGUUCUCAGCAUUUCUCACAAAUCUCGUUACUGUGGACAUCGUUUUCAUCUCAAUGAUCUAGCCUGUCAUUCUGUGUUGCCGUUACUGCUUACAACAUCUCAUCAUAAUUCCUUGCAAUCCCCGGAGCAAAAUGUGUCAUCCAACUGUUCAGAAGAAGACUGUUCUCUAAGUGAUCAUAACAGCACACCAGAGACUUGCCAAGAUGCCAGUGCGGUGUACAGUGAACUCAUCCUCUGGAGGGUGGACCCUGUUGGGCCUUUAUCUUUUUCUGGUGGUGUUUCUGAACUUGCUCGCCUUAACUCUCUUCAUGUUUCUGCUUUUUCCAAUGUGGCCUGGUUGCCCACUCUCAUACCUAGUCAUUGUUUAGGUGCAUAUUGCAAUUCUCCAAGUGCUUGUUUUGUUGCGAGCGAUGGGCAGAAUUUAAGGCUGUAUCAAGCUGUGAUUGAUGCUAAAAAACUUUUGUGUGAGCUGUCCAACCCAGAUAUUUCUAAAUACGUUGGAGAAGUGUUCAACAUCAUUAGUCAACAAUCAACUGCUAGACCAGGAUGCAUCAUAGAAUUAGAUGCAAUUACUGGCCUACAUGGCAGAAAAACUCAGCUGCUUCAUGUCUUUCAAGAGGAUUACAUUUUAGGAAAUAAUAAGAAAAACACUGGAAACAGUGGCUUUACAUCAGAUUCUGAAACCUCACAGACUGGAUACUCUGAAAAAUUCUACCUUGUAGUAAUUGAGUUGACUCAAGAAAAGCGAUCAAAUCUGCACAUGUGGAAACUGCACCUCAAAUCUGUGCCAGUGUCUAUAGAAGAUCAAUCUGGAUCAGACACUUCUGAAAAUGCUCAGCCAAUAGACGAUUCAUUCAGUUCUGCUUCUGGAGAAAAAGUCCAGUCACCUCACACCCAGAGAUAUCAGACCUGCAAAGCCAAUCUUCAGAGUACAAGCAAGAUGACCCUUUCAUCUGAAAUUGUUUACAGCCAAGAAUUAGACUUACCAGAUGGAGUAGAAAUAAUCAGUGUUAAACCAUCAGCAGGUCAUUUGAGUAGUUCUUCAAUUUAUCCAGUUUGUCAUGCUCCUUACUUACUAGCAACAUCUUGCUCUGAUGGCAAGGUGAGGUUCUGGCGCUGCAGAAUGGAUUCAGAUCUGCCUCUUUCACCAGGUGACAUGGAAAACAGUAUUACUUAUAUGUGGGAAGAAUGGCCUUUGCUUGUUGAAGGUGGCCUUCAGAAUGGUGCAGUGAGUGUACCAGGGAGACCUAUUGAAGUAAGCUGUGCCCAUACAAAUUGUCUAGCUGUAGCAUUUAAGCAAACGCCAAGUAAAAGUAGUAACGCAUCUCAAGAAUUAUUAAUGCAUGUAAGUAUUUUUGAAUGUGAAUCUACUGGUGGUUCAUGCUGGAUUCUAGAACAAACCAUUCAUCUGGAUGAACUGAGUACAAUGGUUGAAUCUGGCAUAAGUAUCGACAAUAACCUUGUAGCUUACAAUAAGCAUGAUGUUUUUUUAUCUUCUAACAAGCAGCUUCACCCAAACACAAAGCAUUUGGUCCAUUUAGACUGGAUGUCAAGGGAAGAUGGUUCUCAUAUAUUAACUAUAGGUAUAGGUUCAAAACUUCUAAUGUAUGGCCAGGUUGCAAAAAAGGUACAAGAGCAACCUUGUAAAGAAGAUUUUGCAUUGCAGCUGUGGCAAACUGCAAAAAACACAGCUCAUCCGAGAUUUGUACUUUUAAGAUGUGUGGACUUGGUGUCUUCUGUGGAAGGAUCUCUUCCACUGCCUGUUUCUUUGUCCUGGGUACGUGAUGGAAUUCUUGUUGUUGGAAUGGACUGUGAAAUGCAUGUCUACUCUCAGUGGCAGCCUUUCUCAAAACAAGUUGCAGCAAGCACAGACUCUUAUAAUGGGAGCACUCCGUCUAUUACAAACUUAGUCAAACAAAGCCAGUCUGUUGGAUCUGGUCUUAACCCUCCAAAAAAAUCGAUGACUAGAUCAAUGACAAGUUUAGCACAAAAGCUCAUGGGAAAGAGAACUGCAUUUGACCUUCCCUUAGAGAUGGAGGACUCGGGCCUUUUUGAAGCCGCUCAUGCUUUGUUCCCAACUUUACCUCAGUAUCAUCCUUUGCAGCUUUUAGAGCUCAUGGAUCUAGGUAAAGUCCGCAGAGCAAAGGCUAUUCUAUCACAUCUGGUAAAAUGUAUUGCUGGGGAAGUGGUAGCUAUUAAUGACAAUGAACCUAGCUAUGAGCGCAGACUAAGAUCUCUUUCAAUAAGUGCUAGUGGAAGCACUUCUCGAGAUCCUAAAACUUUUAGCAAACCAGAUAAUGUAGACUAUACAGAAAUAGAUUCUAUUCCUCCACUGCCACUACAUGCGCUACUCACAGCAGAUGAGGAGUCAACAUUUACAUCCACAGUUGAGAAGUCGAGUAAUCAUAACAACUCUAACAAAAGCAGUAACGGUACUGCUAAUGAUGAAAAUUACGAUGAACUGUUUCAAGUUCCGACACUGGGACCUGAUGAUUUGACUACAAUGGAUUCUGAUGAUGAAACUACAAAGCCACAAGUUAUUGAUCUUUCCCAAUAUAGUCCCACUUAUUUUGGCCCAGAACAUUCUAAGGUCCUCUCUAGACAUUUGCUUCACUCCAGUCUUCCAGGCCUGACUCGCAUGGAACAGAUGUCUCUUAUGGCUCUAGCUGAUACAAUUGCCACAACUAGUACCGAUAUUGGAGAAAGUAGAGACCGCAGCCAAGGUGGGGAGACCCUUGAUGAAUGUGGACUGAAGUUUUUUCUGGCUGUUCGGCUUCAUACGUUUCUCACUACAUCUGUUCCUCCUGCAUUUAGGGCUCAGCUUUCCCACCAAGGCUUGUCUACAAGUCAUUUUGCCUGGGCCUUUCAUUCUGUGGCAGAGGAAGAACUGCUUGGCACACUUCCUGCCAUGCAAAAAGGAGACCCUACCUGGGCAGAACUGAGAGCAAUGGGAGUAGGUUGGUGGUUGAGGAACACCCAUAACUUGCGGACAUGUAUUGAAAAGGUAGCCAAAGCAGCUUUUCAGAGAAAUAAUGACCCCUUAGAUGCAGCCAUAUAUUAUCUUGCAAUGAAGAAGAAAGCUGUAAUAUGGGGGUUAUACAGGUCGCAGAAAGAUGCAAAAAUGACACAAUUUUUUGGAAAUAAUUUUAAUGAAGAGAGAUGGAGGAAAGCUGCUUUGAAAAAUGCUUUCUCACUUCUUGGCAAACAGCGUUUUGAACAUUCUGCUGCUUUUUUCCUUUUAGCUGGCUCCUUAAAAGAUGCUGUUGAGGUGUGCCUUGAAAAACUGCAUGAUAUCCAGUUAGCUCUAGUGAUAGCAAGGCUUUAUGAGACUGAAUUUGAAAAAUCUUCAGCCUAUAAAUCUGUUCUAAAAAGGAGAGUUUUGGGGAUGGAGCCUCAUAGCAAAGAACCCAUAGUUUCAAAUAUGCAUUCUGAUCCAUUCAUACGAAGCAUGGCCUACUGGAUCUUGGAGGAUUAUAGUCAAGCACUGGAAACCUUGCUAAAACAGCUAGUGAGAGAUGAAAAAGAUGAAGCAUGUAACCUGUCAUCUAGUUGUGAUCCAUCUGUUUUCAAUUUCUACAAUUUUCUUCGUACACAUCCCAUGCUAUUAAGAAGACAUUUUGGAUCCUCUGAAUCUUCCUGUACCAAAAUGAGGAUUACUGUGGAAAAUAGCUUAGCCGACAAAAUUAACUUAGGGGAGAGAAGACUGUUUUUUACAACUGCCCAUGCUCAUUUAAAAGCUGGCUGCCCCAUGCUUGCCUUGGAAGUGUUGUCAAAAAUGCCCAAAGUCGUAACAAAAUCAAAACCGCUACUUCGUACGUCAAGUUUAGCAGAUACUAGCAAGGUCACAACACCAUUGUCUGAGAUAAAAGAAGCAGGAACCAGUAACACUGAUUGGGCAAACUCUGUGGUCAAUGGAUCAUUGUCUUCUUUUGAUAUGUCAUCAGAUAAGCAAUCAAGCUCUGUUCUUUUGUUUGACUGGAGCCAGCCUUCAACAGUUAUUGAUGAUGAGCCCCUGGAAUUAAAAUGGGACAGUGAUGGAGAAGAUGAGGAAUCUGGCUUGUCAAUGAAAGACCUUAAAUCUACACAAAGUACAGAGAGUACAAAGCAAGGGACAACUGGCACAAGCUGCUCUGAUUCCUUAAGCAUUGACGAAAAUGAUAUACUUAGUCCUUCUGAUGAUGUUAUAGCUGCACAAUUGAAAUUUAGAGCAUGUCUGAAGAUUCUUACUGGAGAACUGCGGACUUUGUCCACAGGCUAUGAAGUGGAUGGAGGAAAGCUGAGAUACCAGUUGUACAGCUGGCUUGAAAGAACAGUUGUUGCUCUGCAACAGAUAUGUGAUUACAAUACUAGUUUAGAGGAGUGUACGUCAGGGGGAGCUGUGGAACUUUCUCGCGAAGACAGUUCUGAGAAUUCAUUGGAUUGCAGCGCUACAAAGCACCAAAGAGAGAAUUAUCAGAGACGACAGUGGCUUCUCAAGUUUCAGUCUCUGCUAAGAAUGUUUUUAAGUUUUUGCGUCUUACAUGGUUCUCAUGGUGGGGGGUUGGCAUCUGUACGAAUGGAACUGAUAUUGCUUCUACAAGAAUCCCAGCAGGAUACUGCCAUCCUUUCCAGUUCACAGGCGGAACAGACAUCAAUCCCUCUUCUGUUUGCCUGCACAGCUAGUGCCAAAACUGUUGUGGCAAACCCUUUGCUGCAUCUCUGCAAUUUAACCCAUGAUAUCCUGCAUGCCAUAAUCAAUCUUGAUUCCCCUCCACAUCCAGAUGUACAUAAUCACAAGAUCUACGUAAUGCAUACUCUGGCUGCAUCACUUUCUGCGUGUAUCUAUCAGUGUCUUUGUGGAGGGCAAGCCAACAGCUCCUCAGUGCAAACAAAUCCGUUUACAGGAAUGGCGUAUCAGAGUGUGUUACUUAUUCAUAGGCAACCUUUGAGAACAACAAGCUUAGAUGAAGCAGUGAUUCCAAAUACAUCCCCAACCCAGUGGCCAGGGAUAAGUGCCUUGCUACGCCUGCUAAAUUCUGCAGGGGAAGAGGCCCAGCCAGGGCUUACUAUUUUGUUGUGUGAAAUUCUCACAGCAGUUUAUUUAAGCCUGUUUAUUCAUGGACUAGCUACACAUUCUAGCCAUGAGUUAUUUUGCAUUGUGGCCCAUCCUUUGAUCAACAAAAUGUGGUCUGCAGUCUUCGGAGGAGGAGCCCGGAUCCCAAGCAGGGGGCAAUUGCCAGUUAAACCAGUUAUAGGAAAACAUUUUUCUAUCCCUAGCCCACAUCAGGUAGUUGUCUUCUCCAUGGAAUGUGUUGGCUUUUCCAAAGCCCUUACUGCUAUCAGUACUCAUAGCCCUCCCAGCCCUGCAGGCAAGAUACUAGCCUUUAGAUUUAGGUCUCCAUACUAAAUGUGCAUACGUGUCAUUUUGCAUAUCAGAAAAACAAACUUACAUUUAGAGUGUGUUAUAUUUUUUUCUUGCAAGUUUAUGGAUUUCUAAAUGUCAGAAAAUAAAUAAGAAAAUAAUUGCAGAUUAAAAAUGAAUAGACACUUUUACUUGCAAUUUAGCUUUCCAGUAUCUAGUAAUAUCUAACAGUUCUCCUUAUCCUGUCGAUACAAACAAUUAGAAAUCCAUAUCUUUCAAUGUUUUUCAUUUUCUGUGCUUCUCAGCUAACAUCUUUCUUGUAGCUUUGUGUGUUGUGUGCAUUAAAUAUGACAUUAACAUUUUAUUUGGUUGCGUGACCUAAAUGCUUCCUUCUGAUGUGUCUUCUGACUAAGCCUGUUUGCUUUAGGGGUGCAUAGAUGCUUUGCAAGUACUUUUAUAACCAGAAUUUAAAAAUAUAAUUUACAAAACAUACAGUAAAUAGUGCCUAGCCCCUAGACCAGGGGUGUCAAACUCUAUCAUAUAAGGGGGCCGUAAUCUAAAAUACAGGCCAAGUCGCCAGCCAGAUUUUUUAUUAAGAUACUAUACGGUCAGGCACAGUCACCAGGGGCCACAUAAAACAGCCAGAAUAGCCAUAUUAGACACGUGCCCUAGACAAUGGCUUAAAAAAUACUGCAGUUAUUUCAGCAGCACCCAACUGUUAUGACAGCGUUACAACAUGAACUUAAACUAAAGACGGCAAUAUAUGGCAGAUUUAAGCUGCCAAUUCGAGUCCUUCAGACCAAAGCGGCGGCUUAUCUGCCUGUGUAUGGGGACCCCCAACAAGCCAAUCUGACUGACAUCUGGCUAAAAAUUGGCCAGGUGUCGGUUGGGCAGGUUUGAUUUUCCAGCCAAGGUCAGAAAGGCAUGGAGCUACAGAGAGUCGAUUUUAUUUUUGUAAAUACUUAUAAGAAUAGGAGUGCUGUUCACAAGGGCAGGUAUUGCUUCAUAUAGUUCUAUGCAUAAAGUUUGUUUUAGUUUACCUUUGGGCAGGUUUUAGUUUUACUGUAACCUCACAGUCCCCAGUAACCGUUAUUUCAUAAAUAGUAUUAAUUUAAUAUACUGUGCAAACUUGGUUUUUAUGAACAGUACUACCAUUUAAUAAUGAAAAACAAAUAUAUCUAUGCUUUGAGAGAAUUAACAUUAUUUGCAAUAUUACUUGAGCAGUAAUUCAGCGUCAUUCACUUUUCUGAUCAUUCUUGAGCAGCAUCCUACUAUUGCCACAUUUAUUUACUUUUUUUUUUUUGGUCCUUUGUCGUUUUUAUUUGUUUUUGUUGAAACUUUACCUUUAAAUAUAAAAAUACAUUUUUACAAAGAAAUGAUGUCAAAUAAUACACAUUUUAGACCUCUAAAACCUCUCGUUUUAAAUUCAUUAUGAUUUAGUGUACUGGUAUGGGAUCUGAUAUCUAAACACCCAUUAUACGUUAAAGGAAUACUGUCAUGGGAAAACAUGGUUUUUACAGAACACAUCAGCAUUGAAAUAUAAAAAACCCGAACAAUAUUUUUUUUAUAUUUAAUUUUGAAAUUUCACAUGGGGCUAGCCAUAUUGUUCAUUUCCCAGGGUGCCACAGCCAUGUGACUUGUGCUCUGAUAAACUUCAGUCACAAAAAAUAAAACUUUUGUAGGUUCAGGACUUUUAUUUGGUGCAUGUAUGCAGCUUAAAGUUAGAGUUUAAAGGAUGCCGGAGAUUUGAGAAUUAACCCCAGUUGGCUAAAAAGGUAACAAUUAUUGUCAAUGAGAGAUGUCCACUAGUGUAUGAGCCUUUCUUUAUCCUUUUAAGGUAUGGUGAUCUGAAUUAUCUGGAAAACCUAUGUUCCCAGCAUUCUAGAUAACAAAUGCCAUACCUGUACUGGCAUAAUACUUCAUUGCUACCAGCUGCUAAUUGAAAGUAAAUAAAAUAGAUAUAGUACUUACAAUUUGUGCAACAGUUUGAGGAAUUGUUUUGAUACAUUCAUAAUAAGUUUCCCCUAAUGAAUCUAAUAGCAGCAGGGAGUGGCCCUGGGAUUCUGUUCUGCAUUUUAUGAUUUCUUCCUUUGCUUCCUACUCUUUCUUCAAGCUCCCCAUACUACUCCUUUUCCUCCAUUAGUGUGUUUCCUAAAUACUGAUGGAACAGUCUUUGGUUUGACAUCACAACAUACAUCAUGGGUCAACAAGUCCCUUUAAACAAUUCAGUGUGAUGUGUUUUUUCUAUUUUAUUUGAAUUCUGUGCUCUUGGGAAAUCUGUACCCUUACAAUUCUGAUUGUUUGGUAACAUUUUUGUGGCGAUCUAUUACUUCAGUAUUAGAAUGAACAACCCAAGAUGUUUUCCAUGCUGGGACCUGCUUACCAGAAAGAUGAUUCAGGGGGCAGAGAAGUCAUGAGAGUUGGAUCCUCUCUGUACUUGUCCAAAUAAAUACAAACAGGCUAAAAAUACAUUAAAUUGCGGGUAGAUCUUACAAUAUACAAGCUGCUCCCCCUGCUUAUUGCUCAACAGCAUUCAGCAAAUAUGUGAAAAGUAAAUGUUCAAAAUGGGAUUCUGUAUCUGUUUUUUGCUUGUCUGGUAUUUACAAAACGUGUCCAACCAGUAGGAGGUGACAGAGCUACAACACACAGUAGCACUGACUAAUAUUUGUUCCUCGGAAUCGAAGCUUUAGUGACCAGCCUGGUAGAGUUUCUUGUGCCCAGCAGAAUAUUAAGCUGUGAGACAACAGACUAAUUGUAUGUUCCUGUUGCUGUGUGUGAUGUGGGGCUGAACUACAUUCACUUGCAAUCAGCACAUUCCAGUUAAUGCUUGCAAGAAAGGCCUAUGCUGUGACUUUUUCUUCCCUUCUAUAUUCUUUGCAAACACAAUUAAUAAACCGGUUUCUUAGUGUUUUUAUUGGCAUUCCUAAACUUUCCAUUGCACUAUUAUUUGGGCAUGUGCAUGCAGUUUGUGCAUGUUGAUCAAAUAUCUCAAUUAUAAAACUUAGAACAUGUUGCAUUGCAGCAUAAGUAUAAACAUCUCUAAUAAAGGUAAGUUGUUCUUAACGGAUAUUUUAUGACUUCGGGUAUUGGUAGGCAAACAAGCAUAUUCUGAUGUUCAUGCUUGCUGAAUUAUCUUUGAAAGCUUAUUGCUCUGUACAUAGCAUAUUAGGAUGUUUAUUGUAAAUGGGUUAGGAUUUAUAAUAAACAUAUUUAUACUGAUGCACAAAAUACAAUAGUACUUUGUGUUUGAAUGUCAGAAAUUAUUUAUACUAUAACAAUACUUACAAAUGGCCGUUAAAGGUACUGUUAUAUGCUCUAGCAAUGAAUAAUGCAGAAAUGUUUUUAUAAAACAAAUAUUUGUGUAACUUUUAAAGGAGAACUAAAACCAUACUAAAGAAGUAUGCUAGAAAUGGUUGUACUGUACAUUAUGUUUUGUUCUUCUGUACCAGCCCAAGGCAACCACAGCCCUUUAGUGGGGAAGAACUAUACAUGC